AUGAUGGACCAACUCGAAGUCGAUCACGACUGCAAGCUCAUCCAGGCAAUUCGCGAAUUGCCGUCGACCGAGACAAUCAAUCUUUGCAGGGAGUGGGAGAACACUCCGCCGAAGCAACGAGCCGCAAGACUCCAACGCCUCCACCGGGAUGCCCAUGUUAUCAACAGUCUUACGUUGCCAGGCCACGAUGGCUGGUUUAUGCCGGACUGCAACCAAGGCCAAGUCACCAAUCAACAACAAAGCGUUGAUCCCACGGAUGAUUCAUCUGGCGAGGAUUCGUCUGGCGAAUGA
Messenger RNA from Trichoderma aggressivum f. europaeum, 291 nucleotides. RefSeq lists its product as uncharacterized. The coding region runs from base 1 to 291 and encodes 96 amino acids. The transcript has 2 exons. The record is from RefSeq and is a predicted model, not a curated record. Lineage: Eukaryota; Fungi; Ascomycota; Sordariomycetes; Hypocreales; Hypocreaceae.